AGUGACCUUGCGCAUGCGCAUUCAGUCGGGGUGCGAGCUCGGCCACGGAAAGAUGGACAAGCUGAAGAAGGUGUUGAACGGGGAGGAUUCGUCGGAUGAUCGAGGCGCCUUGAGCGAGGUGAUGGAAGGAAGCACCUUAGGAUGGGGAACUCGAGUGAAGGGCUUUCUUGUCUGUUUUGUAGCUGGAAUUCUGUGCUCUAUUUUGGGUGUAUGCUUUCUCUGGAUUCCAAAAAAAGGCUUAAUACUUUUCGCUGUCUUUUAUAGCAUUGGGAACAUAUCAUCCAUUGGUAGUACAUUGUUCUUGAUGGGGCCUGUCAAACAAUUGAAAAAAAUGUUUGAGCCAACUCGAUUAAUUGCUACCAUUGUUAUGCUUGUUUGCCUUGCGUGUACACUGUGCUCCGCAUUUUGGUGGAAGAAAGCAGGACUUGCUUUGAUAUUCUGUGUGCUGCAGUUCUUUGCCAUGACUUGGUAUAGUAUUUCAUAUAUUCCAUUUGCAAGAGACGCAGUGAUAAAGUGCUUUACAACAUGUUUGGCGUGAAAACUACUUGCCUGAAGGUGGGAAGGAGCAACAUCAUGUUAAAGGCAGAUUUCGCAUUCUGCGUUUUUCUGUGUCUGUUACGAAGAAUCAUGAGUUUUGCUAAAUAUCUUAAUGUAUGCUUCAGUAAUGACAAUAAUUGUAUCUAUACUUCUUGAAUUCUUGUUUACCAUUCAGAAAAUUAUUGUCCGCUUGACCUGAUCAUCUAAUUAUAGUAAAAGGGGUAAAUGGUCAUUAUUAAUAUUAUGUAAAUAAUUACAUUUUCAUGACCAUUUACUCCUUUUGUAAUAAGGGGGCCAAUGGUCAUUAUUCUGUUUAGUCUUUUGAUCAUAAAGUCCAUCAGAAUAACCAUAAAUGACCAUUAGAACAUGGAUUAGAGGGAUUUCAGAAAUGCUGUUGCAAUUUCUGCAAAUGCAUCAAGGGUUUUGUGUCAAUGAAAUCUUACAUGAAACUGAAAGCACAUGGUAAUUCAUUAAGCUGAACCAUUUUGAAUAUUGACCACAGUGGUUUAAGCUUUGUAGCCUUAUUAUCUUAAUUUUGUGAUUGAAACAAAAUAUUUUUGGUAUUGACAUUUUUUGGAGGGAAAGUAUAGUUUUUACAAAACUUGCUAAUUUUAAUUUAUUAUGUAUCAUCAUGACAACUAGCUUUUGUUUUCUGCACUACUGAAUCAUCAAAAGGAAAAACAGUUCGUCAAAUGUGAUGCUCCUAUUUAGUUCCUAAAAGUACAAAUCCAAUGAUUUUUAAAGGGCUUACACCAGAAGUAUAAACAACAGUGCCUUUAUUUUUUGGGAAUUCAGAUGCUGUCUUUAGCUGCAGUGUACAAUGAUCAGACAAUUUUCAAUCUACUAAUAUCCAGGUGCCUGAUGAACUCCAAGUAACAACACGUUGAUAUUAAAUAUCUUGGGGCUGCAAGUUACAAGUGUGCCUUUUGGAUCAAUAUGAUGCAGGUCUUAAAUGCACUCACCAAGCAUUGUCCAUCUUUUUAUGGUAAAUGAAAGCUGAUAAUAUAGGAUUUAUGAUUACUUUUAUUUCAAAGCAUCUGAACUGCAUGCAAUGUAAAAAAUCAUUAGAGGAAAAUUAAUAUAGAUGUUUCAACAGUGUAUCAAUAAUUUGAUAAAUCACUAAUGCUUAUAAAACCUAUUUUGGUGAACUGCGUUAAUGACUUGUCUUUUUCUGUUUUUUCUGUUUUCCAUUACAAAUAUUGAAGUGCAGCUUAUUGCAAGUUUAACCUUUAUAAAGCUAUUUCAGUUAAAUGUAACAAUAGUUUAAAAUGUUAGAUGGUGUUGAGCUGAGAUUUUCCAUUUUGAUUAUGAAGUUUCAACUUUAUAGAAGUAUGGAUGAAGGUUGAACGGAGGGCAAAAACUAAAUUUAACUUUGGGACCAAUUUAUGCUUGCCAUUCUGUAGUUUGGGAUGUAGUUUAUUCUAGGGAUUUUACUUUGGCCAAUUGUAGUAUUGAAGGUAAUAUUUGAGACCUAGGAUGAAAGGAUGAUAUUUUAGUAUAGAAGUACUUGCUGUAAAUAAAGCUACUUCCAUCAGUGCUUAUAAUACAUCAGACAUUGAAAGUUGCUUCUGGUUUUGAAGUCUAUGCUUGUAUAUAUUUUUUCUUUUGCUAAUUGGAUUUCUCCCUCAUUCUGAAUGAUCUUUAUUGUAUGUAGCUUUGUGAGCAGACUACAAUUUUCUCUGUAUGAUCAGAAUGUUUUUGUCAAUUCUGUAACAGCAAUAUACUCAGCCCACUUUUGAGCAACAAGUGCCUUAGAGCAGAUAUGCAUUGUAGGAUUGUAGUUAUGUGCUUUAAUUAUCUGCUUUGUUUAUGACUGAUGUUAAAAUCUAGUCUUAUCUACUGUAAAACUUAAUUUUUUUUGCGUUUUCUAUUUAAACAUUGAAGAUUAAACUGCACGAAUUAACAUUAAAACAGCUUUCAGAUCGACUUUUCAAGGACAUUGUAGCUAGACUGGAGAUCAAACUCUGGAGUCAAUAAAAGGGGAAAAAAUUGCAGGUGCCAGAAGUUUGAAAUAAAAGCAAAGAAUAUGCUGAAAGUGUGCAGUAUUUCAGGCAGCAUAUGUAGAAAGAGAAAUGGCUAAUAUUUCAAGUCCAGGACUAUUUGUAGAACUCUUUCUACUGAUGCUGCCUGACGUGCAGUGUGUUUCCAGCAUUUUCUAUUUCAUUUUAAAUUUGAGUCACUCAUUUAGAUCAUUGCCCAUUGGGUGGAUACAUUGAAUUGUUAUUUUGUGGAUGGACAAAGAAAGAAUUCCUUUGUUUUCCUUUACAUGCUCCCAUUUGAGAUUCCUUCUUGUGUAAUACAAAGAUGGUUUGAUUAUGAUAUUGGUGCAAAUCUCACUUCUCAAAAUCAAAAUUUGCAUCUAUAUAACCCAUGAGUGAAAUUGACUAUUAUUAAAUUCCUCAUGUCUAGUAUCUGAACUUCUAAUAAGAAAUAAUUUUUGUUUAAAAUUGCUAUUUUCUCUGAAUGAGUUGUUUGUUGAGAUGAAGUUUCAGAGAAUAAUAUGUACUGAUAGUGAAUGAAAUUUGAUUUUAACUUGCAUGGUUUUUACCAGCUCAAUUUCCAUUUGACUUUUUUCAAAUUGUGUAAGUAAUUAUUGCUAAUCAGUUUCAAGAAAAAAAAUAAAGCAUGUCUUAGUCUCUCAUUGCACACUUGCUCAUGGAAAGAUGAAGAGAGAAAAUAUUGUAUCUAUAUUUUAAAGCUAUGAACCUGCAUCUCCAUCUGCACUUGCACAUAGAGAUAGUUGUAUUAAAUAAUAACUGUGCAUCUGUUCUAGAUUUUGCACACUUAAGAUGAUGGAAGUGUAGUAUACUUUAUGUAAAUGAAUAUUUUUAUAGAAGUGUUAAUUCUGUACUUGAGCAAAUGUUGAAAUGGAUUUUGCAUUUUUGAUUUGUACAGGCUAAUGUGUAGUAAACCAAAAGCAAAGUGCCUGUUAGCUCUCUGAAGAGUUUCUGCUUACCGGUGUUUAUUGCUUUAUAUGUACUAGAAUAAAUUGGUAUCAUGCUGUGCUGUAGAUUUUCACUAAAAUGUUCUCUUGGCUUCUGAUUAUUGUAAAACAUUAUUUAAUUGCAAAGAAACAAAACAGCUUUCAGUUUCUUUUGAAGCUUCUCUUUCAAACAAAACGAU
Mobula hypostoma (lesser devil ray) is the source of this 3660-nucleotide messenger RNA. RefSeq names its product SFT2 domain containing 2a (gene sft2d2a). The record is from RefSeq and is a predicted model, not a curated record. The transcript has 8 exons. Gene Ontology annotation, cellular component: membrane. Gene Ontology annotation, biological process: vesicle-mediated transport. NCBI's taxonomy places the organism in Eukaryota, Metazoa, Chordata, Chondrichthyes, Myliobatiformes, Myliobatidae. Bases 14 to 538 code for a protein of 174 amino acids.